Molecule: messenger RNA, 1036 nt
Organism: Capsella rubella
Lineage: Eukaryota; Viridiplantae; Streptophyta; Magnoliopsida; Brassicales; Brassicaceae
Product: protein BRANCHLESS TRICHOME
Exons: 3
Coding region: 113-946 (277 amino acids)
Source: RefSeq, a predicted model, not a curated record
GGCGAUUCAUUGAAAGCACAGGGAAGUGGUUGGCCAAGAUAUUUCCCAACAAACAGUCGUGAAGAGAGCAGCAAGCCUUUUGAGGUCCAGAGACAGAGACCUGGAGAGGAGAAUGAUUGAAGCUGAUGACAAACAUCUGAAGCUAGAAAAGGAGAAGGCUAUGAAGAUGCAGAGCUGCAGUCCUGAGACGAUGAUGGCCAGAAUCCCCUCUCCAGAUGAUGACAUGGACUCAGUCUGCAAGACCUGGAAGCGUUAUGAUAAUCCUUACUACUGCUCUUCACAAUCUCAACAGAACCAACACCAACGCAAGGCAUUUAUAUGGGAUCUGAAUUUCAUAAAGGUCUUCAUGGAAUCUGAACUAGGCAAAGCUCGGGCCGAGAUCAAGGAACUGAAGGCAGAGCUGGACUACGAGAGAAAAGCUCGAAGACGGGCAGAGUUGACAAACAAGAGGCUGGCUAAAGAUGUGGAGGAGGAGAGAAUGGGUAGAGAAGCGGAGGAGUUGCAAAACAAGCAGCUCUUAAAAGAGAUAUCGUUUGACAAGUCAGAGAUGGUUCGGAUGAAACGAGAUCUUGAAGAAGAGAGACAGAUGCACAGGUUGGCGGAGGUUUUGAGAGAAGAGAGGGUUCAGAUGAAGCUGGCGGAUGCAAGGCUUUUCUUGGAGGAGAAGCUAACUGAGUUAGAGGAAGCUAAUAGACAAGGAGAGAGGGAGAUGAAGCCUAAGAUACUGAAGAGGGCGUGUAGCUCACCCGCGAGGAGGAGGUGGGAGAAUCCUCACAUUAUGAGGAGAGGUAUCAAUCCGUUCCCAAGAGUGAUUAGAGCUAUACGAUCAAAGAGUGAGAAAUGGGGUUCGAAGCUGGAGUGCCAAAAGGUUCAGCUCAAAAUUCUGCUCAGACAAAAGACCACCCCUAGAUGUACUCCUCUUCUCUCCUCUCCUCUCCCUGAUUGAUACUGUAAGCUUCUUCUUUCUUUCUUUUUUUCUUUCUCUUUUGAUCUCGCUUAAUCUCAAUAUUUCACAUCCAAGGACUAAACAUGCGCU